AUGAAAAAAUGACCCCUAAACAAAAGAAGUGAUCUAAGAAUGUGAUCGAUCGCAGGUGGGUGAGUUAAUGAAUUGAAUGAAUAAAGCAAAAAAGAUGAAUUUGAUUGAAAUGAAAAUGCAUGCAGGUAUGGAUCGUAUUGGGAAGAAGUCACAGAAGACGAAAGAAGCGGCACAGAAGCUGGCUCGGAUGAUGUCUCAUCAGCUGACUACUAAUGAUAGUGACGACGAUUUGUUGUCGGAUUAUAACCCCCCUCCUACCACCUCCCAAUCCCAUGGAAGAACAACAUCUCAAAUCAUCCGCCCUAUUAUUAUGACAGCUACAGAACACCAGUCAGCUCCACGUGCGACAUCUAUUGGUCCUUCUUCUGCAGUUGACCAAAUUCUAACAGCAAACAGCCUUCCCUCAAAUACUACUAUGGGACAUGUUCAACCUGCCCGUUCCGCCCCCUCGGCUGCUCGCCCAACUUCCUUGAUGAAGCCUGUGAUUAUGGUACCCGCAACUGUUGCUUUGUCUUUAAGGCCAUCCGCUGAAGGAGAUACUCAGACCAAUAAUCUAAAGAAUAAAAGGCUGUCUCUGGAUUUGGGAGCUCUCGCUUUUAGGGAAUCUGGUUACCAGCGUUCCACUUCCAGUUCGGCUUCUACUUCUGCUCUGCAAGAUGAGAUUGAUAUGCUACAGGAAGAAAACGAGAGUUUACUCGAAAAGCUUCGCAUUGCAGAAGAAAGGUGUACAGAAGCAGAAGUGAGGGCUAGGCAGCUUGAAAAACAGGUCGCUCAUCUUGGGGAAGGUGUUUCUUUAGAAGCCAAACUUUUGAAUAGAAAGGAAGCAGCCCUGCAACAAAGGGAGGCUGCUUUGAAAGCUGCAGCACACAACACUGCUAUUAAAGGGGAAGUGAUAGAUGCUCUUCGGCAGGAAGCUGAGAAUGCCAGGGAUCAAGCGGCCUAUGUCAUGGAGAAACUUUAUGAAACUGAGCAUGAAGUUAGGUCGCUCAAAACAAUGACCCAAAGAAUGGUACUCACACAUGAAGAGAUGGAGGAGGUCGUUCUUAAGAGAUGUUGGCUUGCUCGGUAUUGGAGUUUGUGUGCUCAACAUGGUAUUCAUCCAGAAAUUGCGGGUGCAAGAUACGAGUACUGGUCAUCAUUUGCCCCUCUUCCUGUGGAAGUUGUAAUUGCUGCUGGACAGAAAGCAAAACAUCAUAAUCUGAUGGUGAACAACGAGAGAAAGAAUGUUCCAAAGGAUGCAAGUGGGGAGGGGAGUGUGGAAAGUAUGCUUUUAGUCGAAAGAGGUCUAAGGGAAAUGACCCUUCUCAAGAUAGAGGAUGCACUAGCACUUGCAAUGGCUCAGCAGCGAUGGGCGAGUAGGCGUGCUGGCAACGUUGUAGAUGAAACAAAACUACCAAUCAAGGGCCAACAUACAUGGGAACCAUAUGCCUACUGUUUUUCCACAGAGUUGAGUAAACAGGAGUCUGAUGACGUGCUGUUCAAGCAGGCUUGGCUAUUAUACUUUUGGAGAAGGGUAAAAAUUCAUGGGUUAGAACCAGAUAUUGUAGAUGAGCGCUUGCAGUUCUGGAUCAACCAAGGUCAUCCACCUACUUCUCAUGAUGCAGUUAAUGUUGAGCGUGGUCUUAUUGAGCUUCGAAAAUUGGCGAUUGAAGCUCAAUUAUGGCAAGCAUCUCGCAAGUUGGUUGACCCGGACUCUGAACAUAAAUGGCAAAUGCACAUUAAUUUCUAACAAUAUUUCUUUGUCUGUGUUGGGUUGCAAUUUUGGAGACUUUUUCAAUUGUAAUUAGUAAUUUUGGGACACUUAGUUCAUUUAGUGACUUGGACCAUUUGAGUCACAGGUCGAAUGAAAGAUUGAUGUUUGGUAGUGAAUCGGAACUUUUUUUUUUUAUCUUCA
Messenger RNA from Helianthus annuus (common sunflower), 1894 nucleotides. RefSeq names its product coiled-coil domain-containing protein SCD2. The record is from RefSeq and is a predicted model, not a curated record. Gene Ontology annotation, biological process: cytokinesis by cell plate formation. The transcript has 17 exons. The coding region runs from base 77 to 1729 and encodes 550 amino acids. NCBI's taxonomy places the organism in Eukaryota, Viridiplantae, Streptophyta, Magnoliopsida, Asterales, Asteraceae.